AUGAAUAAUAUUAUCUGUGAAUCUUGUGAAAAAUGUAAUUUACUACAAUUUCGUAGGCAGGCAACUACUAAAUUAAUUGAAGAUCAACAUUAUCUUCAACAUACUUCUGAUCACAAUCAUGCCGUAAAAGCCAGUCAGAUUAAUAUUAUAAAAACUAUUAAUAUAUUAAAAGAGCGUAUACAACAAACUAAUGAUAAACUUGUACAAAUUAUUCAAUCUAUAAUAGCUGAUACUUUACAAGAAGUAUAUCUAUACCUUUCAUCUCACAAUGUACUUCAUCAAUCUAUUAAAAGAAUUAGAAAUGUAGAUUUACUUACAAUAUCAGAAUCUUUAAGAGACCUUGUUAUUCCUAAAAUUUAA
Messenger RNA from Funneliformis caledonium, 360 nucleotides. NCBI's taxonomy places the organism in Eukaryota, Fungi, Glomeromycota, Glomeromycetes, Glomerales, Glomeraceae. The record is from the annotation of a GenBank genome assembly.